Messenger RNA from Paecilomyces variotii, 910 nucleotides. Its product is annotated as DnaJ domain protein. The record is from RefSeq and is a predicted model, not a curated record. The transcript has 3 exons. The coding region runs from base 175 to 819 and encodes 214 amino acids. Lineage: Eukaryota; Fungi; Ascomycota; Eurotiomycetes; Eurotiales; Thermoascaceae.
CGCGACUUUUUUUCUUUGCCGGUCGUGCUUAGUCAUCUCCGCGAUAAGAUAACUAAGUUGAACCACCUCAAGACCGAAUAAGAGCGUCAAUCUUCCCCACACCGGUUGGAGAACGAAGAAGCUACUCUUGCUGCGCUUGGACAUCCUCUGUUACCGGCGGACGACUAUCUCGAGAUGCCUGAUGACGAGAUUGAUGCGCUCGAUGCUCUCGAGAGGGAAGCAUCCGAGUUCCAGAAGGAUGCGGAGAUCGACAGGAUUCGAAAUGCCUUCUCACUCGAUGCCUACGCCGUCCUCGAUCUCCAGCCCGGAGUGCCUGAAUCCGACAUCAAGCUCCAGUAUCGCAAGAAAUCUCUUCUCAUCCACCCGGAUAAGACCAAGAAUCCCGCCGCUCCGGACGCUUUCGACCGGCUCAAGAAGGCACAGACGACAUUACUAGACGAAAAGGCGCGCGAGUACCUCGACGAAUGUAUUGCGGACGCUCGCCGGCUCCUGAUUCGAGAGCACAAGUACACGCUCGACUCGCCCGAGCUCAAGACGGAGGAGUUCAAGAAGGAAUGGCGGAAGAAGACAGUCGAGGUGCUGCUGGAAGAAGAAGCGCGACGGCGACGACAGAUGAAGGCGCGCCUGCAGGAAGAGGGACGGCAGCAGCGCAAGGAGGAAGAGGAGCUGGCGGAGCGGAAACGGAAGCGCGAGGCGCAGGACGCAUGGGAGAACACGCGCGACGAGAGAAUCGGCAGCUGGAGGGAUUGGCAGAAAGGCCAUAAGAAGGAUAAGGGGGAGGGAGGCAAGAAGAAGAAAAAGAUGAAAGUGCUGGGAUGAAGCCUGCCAGAAGUCGUUUCCAGCGUUGCUCGGGGUCUCACUAGGCGUCAAGGAAAAGAGGCAGAUUAAUUAGUUGUAUGAUUAUAAUAAU